AUGAGUGAUCAUCCUUAUCGCCAGAAGGCAGUUUCGACAAAUGCGCCAUAUCCAGUUGAAGAUUAUGGAGAGUCAUUACCACCACAAGAGGUCGGAAACAACAGCGUUGGACACGAGUCGAGUGGAUCUCUAGUACAGGCACCAGGAUCGGGCUAUCAGACACCAGUUAGAGAGAUGGAGGCUCCAUUGCCUUUGGGGGUGCUUGGGGGUAAUAACGAGACGGACGGAACAGCGGGCACUAAGGCCCCAUACCCGGUGUAUGAGUCGCUGACGCCACCACCGGUAUUUGCCCAGAAAGAACCACCUCUUAUGUCUCCAAACUCGAACCCUCUAUCCACCACUUCGUCUGUGACGAAUCUCAACCUCAACCAAAAUGCAUUGGAUAGUCAGAUUUUCUCGAAAUCGGAGACUAAUUUAGUUAAUUCGGCUCCUGAUUUCGCUAAGUUUGGCCACAAUAGGUCUGUAUCAUCGACCUCGUCGUUUUUCCACGACCGUUCUGACAAUGCCAGUAUGGUUGACUUUAGUCAGAAUAUUAUACAACAAUACCUCGGUGAUAAUUCAAGCCACUUAUUGCCUAGAAUCAAGACCAUUGAAUUGUACAGAAAGAAUGCUAAGAGGUCCAAUGACCCAAGUGUGUUAUUCCAGUACGCUCAAUAUAUGUUACAAACUGCUCUCAUGUUAGAAUCAACUGAUGUUGGUUUAAGUACUACUAAUACUCCCCAAGGACAUUCGAUUGAAAAUUCACCUAAAAAGGGUCCAUUGGACAAAGAAGCCAAUACUUCAUCAUUAACAUUAGGUAGUGAUAUAUUCAAAAAGUCACACAACAAAUCAAAAUCGGCCGCAUCGCUUGAUUUUAGCAAUUCCGAUAUCAACUUGAACGACAAGAAGUUGAAAAGAGCAUUGUUGAAAGAAGCACUUUUCUAUUUAAAAAAAUUGUCUGAUAAGGGGUAUGUUGACUCACAAUAUUUACUAGCUGAUGCUUAUAGUUCGGGAGCAUUAGGAAAAAUUGAAAACAGAGAAGCAUUUGUGUUGUUUCAGUCCGCAGCCAAACAUGGCCACGUAGAAUCAGCUUAUAGAACAUCGUACUGUUAUGAGGAAGGUUUGGGAACGGGGCGUGAUGCGAGAAAAGCCAUUGACUACUUGAAGAUGGCAGCAUCGAAGAAUCACCCGGCGGCUAUGUACAAAUUAGGGGUGUACUCCUUCUACGGAAGAAUGGGAUUAUCAUCAAAUGUGAACACUAAAAAGGUUGGAAUAAAAUGGCUUACUAGAGCUUCUAAUGUCGCCAACGAGCUUAUCGCAGCAGCACCUUAUGAGUUGGGAAAAAUUUAUUUUAAUGGGUUCCAGGAUAUUGUCAUUGCUGAUAAAAAAUAUGCAUUAGAAUUAUACGCACAAGCUGCAGCACUUGGCCAUGUCCAAUCGGCCGCUAUUCUAGGCCAAUGCUACGAGUUUGGAGAUAUUCUUCCCCAAGAUUCAAAUCUCUCGAUCCACUACUAUACCACUGCCGCAUUAGGCGGAGAUCCAGAAUCGAUGUUGGCAAUGUGUGCAUGGUAUCUUGUUGGAUCAGACCCAUAUUUACCUAAGGACGACACCGAGGCAUUCGAAUGGGCCAAAAGGGCAGCCAUGUGUGAUUUACCAAAAGCCCAGUUUGCAUUGGCUAACUUCUAUGAAAAAGGAAUCGGCUGUAUCAAAAAUGUUAAUGAAUCGCAGCACUGGUAUCAAAAAGCUGCGCAAAAUGGGGACGAAAAGUCGUUGUCAAGAAUUACAAAUAAGGAAUUGGCUUCUUCAAUCCAGAAGAAGUCCAAGAAGAGAGCUGUUUCAUCAAAGACCCCACCAUCUGCCAACGGGGCCCAAGAGAAGGAUUGUAUUAUCAUGUAA
Messenger RNA from Debaryomyces fabryi, 1875 nucleotides. RefSeq names its product Chs4p (gene CHS4). Bases 1 to 1875 code for a protein of 624 amino acids. The transcript has a single exon. The record is from RefSeq and is a predicted model, not a curated record. Lineage: Eukaryota; Fungi; Ascomycota; Pichiomycetes; Serinales; Debaryomycetaceae. Gene Ontology annotation, molecular function: protein binding.